CCAACACAAACCAGAAACAUUUUCCCUAGGGCUCUUCUUGCAAUGGCUGCCAAUGUGAAGGUUCUACUCGACAACCUACACGAAUGUUUGAACAUUGGUGCAGUUGAGGCACUUCCAGUUGUAUUGGACUUACAAAGCUCAGUUGGAGGAUGUUCGGACCAUGAACUAGUUAUUGGAAUUGCCCACCUUCUUGAUCCUACAAAAGGAGUGCUUAUUUUUCUGGAAAGAUCAUGUCAUUUUCCUGGAAAGGAGUGGCCUAAAGUUUGUGCCGAGUUAUUGGCAUUACUCAAAGAACUUGUGAAAAAUAAGCUUUCUUUGGACAAGCACAUUUUUGUAAUUAUAGAUGGAUGUAUGUCGCUGUUUACCAAGAUAGAAACUAAAGCCAAUAUUGUCCUUGUCACCAACCUCAUCCAGGAUUGUUUAAAGAAGCUUCAUGAACAAGGAGGAGGAAGUGAGAAAACGAUGGAUAUAUCCGAUCUUAUCUACAAAUCCCUUUCAAAUAAAACUAGGUCGUCAAUUACUGUUAUUGAUGCGAUAUGUGGCUUAGUUCAGACUCUCCUAGAAACAUCACCCUCCAUGUUUGACAAUGAAAGAGUUACGAAGUGGCUUGGGUUUUUCAUGCACAGUUUAAAAACUGAAAUGAUAACUAAAGGGCAGAAAAAGAAACCCCCGGACCUUCAAUUGAUAUCAGGAAGUUUUAAUGGUAUAAAUGGAGUUCUUUCUGCAUUCUCUGACGUGGUGUCUCAAACUACAGUGGGGGAGAUAUUCCGUUUGUUGGUUCUCUGCUGCAACCCUAACGUAGAAGCAAAAAGGCAUGCAAUGCAGACCUCAGUGCUAACUCUCCUAGCAGAACACACCCCUAAAUUCAAAGAGUUCCUCUACAAAGACAAUAUCAAGUUACUGGACUUUCUCGUUAAAAUGCUGAGCACUGUAAAGAAUGCUGGGUUGAGGAGUUCCAUCUGUAAAGCUCUAUCUGCUCUCGUUUUAGAAAUGAGUAAGGAGAUGAUGGUUAACGAGGAGGAAGGACCGACCCUGUUCCACCACUAUCUCUCUGUGCUGGUACCGCUGCUCACCUCCCUGCACCGCCGUCAGAUAUCAGCUGUCAUGCAGUGUCUCGGUCACCUGGCUCACCCCUGCAAAGUUAUACUUGGCGAAGAGAAGCUUUUACAACUCUUCAAGAAGAUCCUUGUAGCAGGAGAAAGUGUGUGUGUCGGAAGUGGAAGUGAAGCAGACUACAGCUCCCUACUUCCCAGUGUUAUCUCCGCUCUAGCCGAUACUGUUAACUGUAUCCAGACUAUAUCUCCUGAUAUCAGACACCACCUAGCAGCUCCACUCGUUUCUCUUGUUGAGGUGUUCCCGGAACUACACGUGAAGUUACAAGGAGGGUGCUAUCACUCCAUACAGGCCCUGUUAGCUGCCGUCCACUCUGAUAGAGAUGCUUUCUUGUGGCUACUCAAUGAGCUCACGUACCAGGGAUUGUUGAGAUGUUCAAGUAACAGUGAGCCAGCUGAGUACAGCUCACUCUGGUCUGACCUGCUCACUAAGUACACUUACCUCAUUACUGAUACUGAUGUUAAGAGGGACCUUCACAUCUCACUUCUUGACGCUCUCAUCAACAGUUUUCUGGUGAUAUUUGAAAAGUUGGAUCUGAAAGUUGCUGAACAAGAUACGAUGGAAGAUACGGAUGAAGACAGAAUGAUAGUAGAUAAUCCACCAAACAAAGAUCUGGAGCUGUUGGGUAACCUCUCCUCCCUUCUUACUGAUGUUAUAUCUACUGUUGAUGAUGACAGACUCGAAAAGUGGGUGUUACUUUUGGUAAAGUCAACGGUUGAGGCUAGUGACAAAGUACCUGACGCUCAGUGCUGUUAUUGGCUCCUCAAAUCUGUUGUUUGUUACUGUGACACCAGUCACUACUUCUCAUCUCCCUACCACUUGGCAGAAGUUGGGAGCAUACUAAGACAGUUCGGUUACACAGUAAUAGAAAGACUAGACAGACUGGUGGAGGACACUAGAAUAGCGAGCAUAUCCUUGCUGCUUUCCUACCCUGUUACUCUGAUACAAGGAUCUGUGGAGAUGUUCACUCUGGCUAUCAAAGAGGCCCUCUCUAGAGGAAUAGGAUGUCUGGAGCUGGGUAGAAGAGGAGUGGAGAGUGUGUGGAGGGUGGUACGAGCUGGCGAAUCUAACAUUCUGUCUGAUCACUACCCUGAUAUACUACCCCUCAUCAAUCCUUACCUUACUUCUAAAGCUAAUACUACUGACAAGAGUGAGAUAUCACUGUACGAGUUGCAAUGUGACAUGGUGCUACUACUCGGUACUCUAGGAGGUCAAGUUAACUCCCACCUUAUCACCCUCCAACUACCCGACAUUUCCUGGAGUAACGAGACUGUGUUAACUGUGGCUCUGCCUCUUGGUCCUUCUCUUCUUAACAUAUGUCUUGAUGAGAUGUUGAGAGAAGUAAUCACACUUUGUAAAACUACCAGCGAGGGUCAGGCCCGUACCUGUGCGUGUGAACUGCUUCACGCCCUAUUCCUUGUAUCUAUUUCUACUGAACAACAAGCACCUGAUAAAAUCAAGGUUCUAUACGAUCACACGUUACCAGUGUUGUUGGAGUUAGGAUGUGAUAGUAAUUCAGUUGUUCGUCAGAUCUUUAAGGAGCUAACAUUCCAGAUAAUUCAUUGGCAAACUAGCAGAUCAAAAGAUAGCUUCAUUUUACACCAUAUCAUGAGUGGCAUCCAACAGUCGGGUAACAUUGAGCUGAGGGAAUUUUGUGGAGAAUGUAUCGGGGAAUUCUUUAAGUGGAGUAUGAAGCACAGUUCUGACGUUAUGUCACCUGCAGUCAGGAAUGUGUUCAAGCAGUUGAUAUACUGUGCGGAGCAUCCGGCGUCGACCAAGCAACUCGCCGCAGCAACCGCCUUCAAUGCUUUCUACAGGACCUUCAGGGAGGAGGAGGUGUUAGUGUCGGACUACACGAUGAUACUAAUAUCCUUGUUACUGGACAGUUACAACAUAAAGUACAGUUCAAGUUUACAACUCUCCCUCACUCAUCUUACUCGGAUAGUUACUUCUAAACAUCAACUUUUUAUCAAAUCUACCAAGACAAGAUUCGUUCCAAGAUUCGGUGAAGAGGGAACACUGUUUGAAUUAACAAAACACUCAUUCUCCUUGACGUUUUCGCCAAAAGCUCAUGUACGAGAAAUUGCUAGGACAAUGUACUUGAAGAUCUAUCAUUUAAUCCCAGGAUGGUGUGUGACUGUAACGGGUCCGCAUGACUGCUAAAGUCAGUACGUUUAACGCCUCGAGGAAGAUCGCAGGAUUCCUAGUCUACGCUACUCUUUUCAUCAUGGCUACGACACUCAAUUUUGGGACAUGGAAUGUUUGCGGUCUAUCGACCACAUACAGGCAACACUUCGUUGCAGAGGACAUUGACAGAUAUAACUUAGACAUUUUAGCACUUCAGGAGACCAAGACACGUGAAUACUUGGAAACAACACUCCCUGGACAUCAUCGAUUGUUUUUGUUUGAUCAGAGACACGAUAGACACGGUGGACUUGGGUUUAUUGUUAACAAGCGUUUUUUGGAAUGUAUAGUAUCUCAUCAUCAGAUCAGUGACAGAGUUGUUUAUAUGGACUUUAAAUUAAGUGCUAAAAGGGUGGAUCAACCACCUUGUCAUAUCAGAAUUGUUAAUUGUUACAGCCCUACGAAUCCCAAGUCAGUUCAGAAUCCCCGAUUAGCAACCCAAUUUUACGAUGAGCUACUCGAGGCUAUCAGUGUUCCUGCUAGAUUUGAAGUAUGGAUGUUAGGCGACUUUAAUGCCAAACUUGGCAAAAGAAGCCCUGUUGAUGUAGAAAAUGGUUUACAUGUGAAUAUUGGUAGACAUGGUGUUGGGAGGAGGAAUGAAAACGGUGAAAGGUUGCUACACUUUCUCACUGCUAAUGGCCUGUUUGCUGCCAACACUUCAUUCUCCCAUAGCAGCAGACACAUUACCACACGGACUGGUUGGAUUAGGGAUCGAGCAACCAGGAAAAGUAAACCUUAUUUCCAACAGAUUGACUUCAUACUCUGCAAGUCCAGAAGCAAGGCACUGCUAACUGAUGCCAGGUCAUAUGCAGGUACAAAGCACCGCAGUGACCACAAACUUGUUGUUGCCAAGGCAGAUUUUUCGCAGCGCUUCAAGUUGUACAAGGAGAGCAGAGCAUUUCAAAAGACUUAUAACACAACAACCUUGAUUGGAAGCAAACAAGCUCAACAACAAUAUCAGCAAGAACUUCGUCAGAAACUUGAGCAAACUGUAUCAGAUCCUGACUUUACCUCCAACAACACGGAACAGCAAUUUGAUAUGCUUUUUGGUGAAGUUAAAGAAGCUGCUGUUUCCACUGUGGGGUUUCGCGAGUCACAGCGAAAGAGGAAUCAUUCCUCUGACAGUCAAGUUGUUAGCAUGUCUGAAGAAAGGAAACAACUUUUACAACAACUGAACAACAACGAAUACAGAGACAGGACAGCUCUCAGAGCUAAAAUCAACAGGCUCUCAAACGACAUUACUAAACGGUUGAAAACAUUGAGAGUUGAGUUAGCAAACAGCCUAGCUGACUCUAUAGCCACCAUAGACGAAGGACGGAGAAUGUUUGAAGCUGCUCGUCAACUAUCAGGCAAACAGAAAACGGGUGCAGGCUCUGUGUCUGUUUUCAACACUGACAACCAACUGGUAGAUAAUGAACGAGACAAGGCUGAAAUCAUUCGCCAGUACUUCGAAGAACACUACACUGGACCUGACAGUGAACCACCACUAGAACCGUUCACAGGUAACCCUAGGCCCCUUCAAAACCCCAUUACAGCGUUUGAAGUUGAGCUUGCGGCCAAGAAACUCAAGAACGGUAAAGCUGUUGGACCAGAUGGGAUCCCAAACGAAUUUCUCAAACACUCUCCUGAAAUCUUUUUUUCCACAUUUGCACAACUUACCAAUCGAUCUUUUGAGCUCCAUGAACAUGUACCUUCUUUCACAGAGGGAUACCUUACUCCGCUCCAAAAACCUGGAAAGCCACUAGGCCCCCCUAAGAGUUUGCGCCCACUUUGCCUACUAAACGGUACUAGAAAGAUAUUGUCCAUGAUAGUCUUAAAGCGCAUCCAAAGGCAAGUAUCUCAGUACACUGGUCCUUGGCAGAAUGCCUAUAGACCUGGCCAUAGUUGUGCAAAUAUCGUUUGGACCCAGCGAAUACUAGUGUCAGUUGUCAAGGAAAAACGCUGGUCUCUUCAUAAGAUGGGCAUUGACAUGUCCUCUGCUUUUGAUACCAUAAAGAGGUCGGUAUUACUUGAUAUUUUAGCUGAUGCUGGUUGUAGUGAGGACGACAUUCGACUGGUAAGGUAUUUGCUCGCAAAUACUAAACUGAAGAUCAAAGUGAACUCAACAAUAUCGGGAGAGUUUAUUGUCACGAUUGGAGCUUUUCAAGGCGACAGUUUGUCUGGAAACUUGUUCACUCUAUAUCUGGCAGCAGCACUUUACCACCUGCGUGCUGUUAUGUCCUAUCUAAGACCUAACCCUCCCAUAGCUGAGAAUCUGUUACCCCUCGAGUGGGAGUACGCAGAUGAUGUUGAUUUUACUGAUGAGGAUAAAAGCAAUUUGGAGUCUUUGUUGCCAAUAUGUAAAGAGAUAUUGGAAGAGUGGAAUCUUUUUGUCAAUGAGUCAAAAACCGAGUUCACCCACUUCUAUCUGGCCGGCAAGAACGAGGUUGAUAACAAAGGAGAGACACUCAGAGGUAGAGAACCUUGGAGGUCAUCUAUCUCUUUAGGCUCUAAGUUGUGUAGCAUCGAAGAUGUCAAGAGACGAUGUAUACUUGCUAACAUUGCUUUUCAGAACCACAAAAAAGUCUGGGAACAAGGUAGACGUAUACCCUUGAAGAUUCGACUCAAGAUAUAUGAAGCACAAGUUGUUUCAAUACUGAUGUAUAAUUGCAACAGUUGGGCAACAUCUAAACAACUCCUUCAAAAACUUGAUGUCUGCCACAGAAAUCAUCUCCGUACGAUCAUCGGCAUGACCUACCCUAAUGUCAUACGAAAUGUGACUCUAUACAAACGCUGCGAAGUUGUUCCACUGAGUGAGCGUGUUGCUCGUGCACGGUGGAGAAUGCUCGGUCACAUCCUCCGCAGUGAUAAUAACUCACCUGCCCAGCUUGCCUUACAUUUUGCUGUAGAGAGUCAGAGUUUGAUGAGAGGUAGAGUCGGACGACACCAGUCAAACUUGUUAAAAACUAUUUUGAACGAUUUAAGUGACAGAAAUUUUAGACUUGUAAAUACAGACGAUUUAUACCAUUUAAGACUUUUUGCAACAGAUAGAAAAGCAUGGAGAGAGUUAAGCAUGAUUUAGUUUAUUCUGUGUUAUUUUUCUCUUGGUGACUUAUCAGGUCAUCAAGAUGUUCUUUAUGUUCUAUUUUUGAUUUGAAUAAAGUUAUAUAAUAAUGCCAUGAAAUUUCUAUGCCAUUUGAUGAUUUUU
Molecule: messenger RNA, 6484 nt
Organism: Bolinopsis microptera
Lineage: Eukaryota; Metazoa; Ctenophora; Tentaculata; Lobata; Bolinopsidae
Product: DNA-dependent protein kinase catalytic subunit-like
Exons: 24
Coding region: 43-3276 (1077 amino acids)
Source: RefSeq, a predicted model, not a curated record